AACAGGCACUCAGCAGCUUCAGCUAAUUUUGCUAUUUUUUAACUGAACAAUAAAUUAAAUAAAACCACCAUGAACUUCUACAAGAUCUUCGUUUUCGUCGCCCUCAUCCUGGCCAUUACUGUGGGACAGUCGGAGGCUGGCUGGCUGAAGAAGAUUGGCAAGAAAAUUGAACGCGUUGGCCAGCACACUCGGGAUGCCACAAUCCAGGGUCUGGGAAUCGCUCAGCAGGCUGCUAAUGUUGCCGCCACUGCCAGAGGCUGAAUUCAAGCACUGAUCAUCCGACUACAACUACCUAUAUUUAAAACCUUAUUUAUUUUAUUUAAACAUAAAUUAAUAAAACGUAUGAAAAUGUAA
Drosophila kikkawai is the source of this 354-nucleotide messenger RNA. RefSeq names its product cecropin-A1. NCBI's taxonomy places the organism in Eukaryota, Metazoa, Arthropoda, Insecta, Diptera, Drosophilidae. Gene Ontology annotation, biological process: defense response to Gram-positive bacterium; antibacterial humoral response; defense response to Gram-negative bacterium. Gene Ontology annotation, cellular component: extracellular region. The record is from RefSeq and is a predicted model, not a curated record.